Molecule: messenger RNA, 2732 nt
Organism: Centruroides sculpturatus (bark scorpion)
Lineage: Eukaryota; Metazoa; Arthropoda; Arachnida; Scorpiones; Buthidae
Product: glutamate receptor 4-like
Exons: 16
Coding region: 75-2732 (885 amino acids)
Biological process (GO): monoatomic ion transport; modulation of chemical synaptic transmission; synaptic transmission, glutamatergic
Cellular component (GO): plasma membrane; postsynaptic membrane
Molecular function (GO): transmitter-gated monoatomic ion channel activity involved in regulation of postsynaptic membrane potential; glutamate-gated receptor activity
Source: RefSeq, a predicted model, not a curated record
GUACUCUCAUAAGUCUGUAACUAUACACAACAGUCGGUCAAGUUACAUUUCUUUAACUCUCCAACAAGCCUGACAUGACUCAGCUGACCAUUACUAAUAUUCUUUCAUUGAUUAUUAUCCUGUUGCAUUCCACUUUGGCCCAUUAUUAUAGGAUUCCUAUAGGAGUAAUCGUGGGAGACGAUGACGAUCCUUAUCUUACUGCUAUCAAGUAUGCUGUUUCAAUGCAUGAAACUAACGACUCCAGUCCCUAUACUUUGAACUUAGUCGUAGAGAAAGCAGACAAAGAAGAUAUUUAUCAAGUAGACAAAGCAGUUUGUAAAAUUUUGAAUCGAGGUGUAUUCACCAUAAUGGCUCCUACUACUUUUGCAACUUAUAAUACUCUGGCAUCUUACUCUAAUAAUUUCCACAUACCUUUGAUUAGUCCAUCAUUCCCAGAAAUCCCUCCUGAACAUAGUACUAAAUUCGGAAUUGGAAUUUUACCCAGUCCUAUCAGAGCAACUCUAGAUCUGAUGAGGCAUAAUAACUGGAAUUCAAUUAUAUACUUAUAUGAUGCCGAAGAUGGAGCCGAAAAUUUCCAAAAGCUAUUGCUUUAUGCCUCUGAUGUGUAUCAAGUGAACGUAAUUGGGAUGCAUAGAGUGAUCAGCGCAGAAGAUGCAAUUUCAUAUAUUCGUAAAAUAGACAUUGCAAACAAACAGCUUCCGAAGCAAGUUCUAUUGAAAAUGAAUCAGAAGCUAGUUGUUAAAAUUAUUACUUUGUUCAUGCAUGAUUACCAUAUUAAUAAAAAGAAAUUUAGCUUUUUAUAUAUGGACCCGGUAUUGAAUAAUUUCUGGGAAACUAACAGUGCAACAUUUGGUAGCGUCAACUUAUUAGGAUUUCGACUUGUUAAUCCUGUUAAUGAAAAAUAUAUGCAUUUCAAGAACAUGUGGAAACAUCUCAAUUCUCAUAAAAUUAACAGUUCGUUAUCCGUAAUGCAAGAUGUGCCAAUGAAUGCCAUAUUAGGAUACGAUGGAGUUUUAUUACUAUUGAAAACAAUCGAGAAUUUGUUUAGUUUUCAAAGCCACAAUCCAAGAUUUCAUUUACCUUCCAUUUUAAAUGGCACUCGAAAGUAUUGUUUUCAAUCACAGAAACCUCGUUGGGAACAUGGUGCCUUAAUAUAUAAAUAUUUAAAAGAGACGGUUGUUCCUAUGGGCCUUACAGGAAAUUUGAAAUUUGAUGCAAGUGGUGAAAGAUAUUCCUUUAAUCUGGAUAUUAUUGAAACUCUCCCAUCGGGUUACGAAAUGUCCGAACCGUUUUUAAUGAAGAAAUCGGGUCCUUGCAGUGGAAAUGAUUGUUUUGAAGGUUUUUGUAAAGACUUGGCAGACGCUCUAAUACAAAAACUUGGACUUAGCUACAGAUUACAAUUAGUUGCCGAUGGUACAUACGGUUAUGUUGACCCAGUAACACAACUUUGGACUGGAAUGAUUGGUGAAGUUAUAAGUGGGAAAGCAACUCUCGCAAUUGCACCAUUAACAGUAAACAGUAAGAGAAGUCAAGUUGUACAGUUCAGUAAACCUUUUCAAACAAUUGGCAUUAGCUUGAUGGUAAAAAAGCCUGGGAGUCGCGACAGUAAUCCUGUAGGAACGACGCCAUUUUUCUUCCUUUAUGUGUUUACGAAAGAAGUUUGGAUUUGUGUUAUCGUCACUUAUGCUGUUAUUACUACGUUACUAUUCUUCGUGACAAAAUUUACUGGGCCACCAGAUCGAUCAAAAGAUUACGAAAUAUCUCAAAAGAAUAAGUUAACUGUGUGCAGCACUAUGUGGUUCACAAUGGGAUCUUUUCUUUUACGAGGAACGGGAAUAUAUCCUAAGUCCAUAUCUGCUCGAGUAUUAAGUUGCAUCUGGUGGGCAUUCACACUAACAAUAAUUUCACUCUAUAUAGCAAAUGCUGCAACAAUACUGGUUGCUCAUAGAUUAGGAGCUGAAAAUAGUGCCAACACUGCUGCACUUACCACUAGGGGUAUUCAGAGUGUAUUAGAGGAUGCAAUUAAUUCAGGAAUUCCAGAACUGGGCUGUGUAAAAGGUGGCUCCACUGAAGAGUCCAUAUCUGCUCGAGUAUUAAGUUGCAUCUGGUGGGCAUUCACACUAACAAUAAUUUCACUCUAUAUAGCAAAUGCUGCAACAAUACUGGUUGCUCAUAGAUUAGGAGCUGAAAAUAGUGCCAACACUGCUGCACUUACCACUAGGGGUAUUCAGAGUGUAUUAGAGGAUGCAAUUAAUUCAGGAAUUCCAGAACUGGGCUGUGUAAAAGGUGGCUCCACUGAAGACUUUUUUAAGAAUUCUCAGAUGACACUCUACAAGAAAGUAUAUGAUAGUUUUCAGAGAAAGCCCGAAAAUUUAUUUAGUUCAACUGCAGAUGGAGUGAAAAAACUGCGUGAAAGUAAUGGAAAAUAUGCAAUUUUUGUAGAAUCAACAUUUAAUGAAUACACAAGUCAUCGUGAGCCUUGUGAUACUAUGAUGGUUCCAGGAACUCUUGACACAAAAAGUUAUGCAGUUGCUUCUAUGUUCAAUUCAAGCAUAUCGAAUGACAGAAUUAAUGAAGCUCUUCAUAAACUCCAUGAGACUGGCUAUCUGAAUGAGUUAUAUGAUAAAUGGUGGCUUCGUACAAGUGAAUGUGCUCGAAGAUACUCAAGAUCCUUGGAGGUAGUUUUUUUAAAUUAUAAUAUAUUAAGUCAUUCAAAUUUGUGCCUGUUAUAA